Geodia barretti is the source of this 267-nucleotide messenger RNA. NCBI's taxonomy places the organism in Eukaryota, Metazoa, Porifera, Demospongiae, Tetractinellida, Geodiidae. The record is from the annotation of a GenBank genome assembly.
CUCUUUAUAGUUAAUCCACCCCACGACCUCGAAUCUAGGUUGCGAAAAGACGGAGCACAUAAAGCCUCUAUUAAAGAAGAACAAUACAAGAAGACGAAGCGGGGAAGAGAAAAGCAAGUUGAUUUUUUGAAAGUAACUGAUGGCACAGUGACACCAACAACUCACGAAAAAGAGGUUGAAAAAGAGACUGACCCUCUAAUUAGCUCGACUAACAGUAUGGGCAACAAUAUCAAUACCCAGACAGAUGUAGGACCCACUGAUGAUAAU